Molecule: messenger RNA, 144 nt
Organism: Racocetra fulgida
Lineage: Eukaryota; Fungi; Glomeromycota; Glomeromycetes; Diversisporales; Gigasporaceae
Source: the annotation of a GenBank genome assembly
CUCUUGCUGAACAACUUCUGAAAGAAGGUGCAGAUGUGUGGUUCAGAGACGAGAAUGUAAAUAUUGUAAAAUUAUUGCUUCUCAAUGGCCAUGCUUGGAAUGCCAUCGAUAUUGAUGGAAUAACCGCUGGGGAGUAUGCCAAAC